CGUCUUGGUUUAAAGAAUCACGGGGACAAGACUUUUGACGAUGACUUGAUUUCUGCCGACUGACUGAACUGAACCGCGGUUACCAGCAAAACUGCGUGUAUUGCGGAGUAAAGCGAAAUAAGUGCGAGUGAUUUGCUCCAAUUCGUCGUUGUGCAUCAAGAGUUUGUUUGUUAAAUCUCGGGUGAUAAAACACAACGUUGAGAGAAAAAAUAAAAUAAAAUAAAACAGAGAUCUCUUUAGAUUCUCUAGAUUAAUUAGCAGUUUAUUAUUACUAAGUCAUAUAACUGGUCACAAUUUUGUCAUUCAAACGACUCACGACUUUACUGAAAUUUUCGAUCCAAGAUGAAGCGACAACAAUUUCAAGAACAGCAGAAGCAACAACAGCAGCAACAAGCUAUCAUGCAAGAACAACAGCAACAAUACAUCCAGCAACGGACGGAAAGACAAAUCACGCGACAACAAAUCACCAGUCAGCAGAGAGUUCAAGGGGAGAUCGUUAUGCAAACGACGCCAACGGUACCAGCAUUUACGGGUAAACCCGGGGAUCCCUCACCACCGAUUUUCGAGCGAAUCUUCAAAAAUGCGAGAUUUGCGCAGGGCGGCAACGCGAUUUUUGAAGGCUGUGUUCGUGGUAAUCCGAGACCGUCAGUUUCUUGGACACAUAAAGGAGUGCUGUUGCUAGAAUCACGAAAGAUCCGAAUGUCUUAUGAUGAAAAGUCAGGAAUUGUCACACUCCAAAUUAAUCAGAUCGGUCCAGGGGACGAGGGCGAGUACACAUGCAGUGCAAAAAACCAAUAUGGCGAAGCUAUUUGCUCAGUUUACAUACAGCCAGAGGGAUUUGGUCCUCCAACGCAACAACUAACAGAUAGUCACAAGAAAGAAUUUACGCAAAGCUUUCAGACGAGUGAACAGAAAAUGCAAACUGGAAGUCAAGUCUUCCAACAACGCAGUUAUCAACAAACAACCGAUAAACGAAGUUACGUUAAUGGCACAACUACGAGCGUUGAAGAUUUUAAGGUGGACACUUUUGAAUAUAGAUUGUUGCGCGAAUUGGAGUUUCGUGAAUCAAUUACUCGCCGUUUCGCGGGUGAAUCUGACUUGCAAAUAUCUACGACAAUUGAUCGUACCUUAGGACCGGUUACACCUCCACAAAUCACUCAGAAACCCAGAAACUCGAAGCUCGUUGAAGGAUCGGACGCUGUCUUCACCGCAAAGAUAACUGGCAAUCCGAAACCAAGAUUAACAUGGUUCAAGAAUGGACAGAGAAUUCGAGAUUCUCAACGUGUGGAGACGAGCUAUUCAAAUCAACAGGCUACUUUACGAAUUCGAGUCGCUCUGCCGGAAGACAGCGGCCAUUAUACAUUAUUGUCUGAGAAUCCUCAAGGUUGUACCGUUAGUUCCGCUUAUCUCGCAAUUGAGUCCAGCGAUCAAGUAGAUCAAGUUCCGUAUCAAGCGCAUCAAAGGGAAUUUAUUAAGACUCAACAAGUAGAGUCGACCAUUGAAUCUACUGACUCUAGCAAAGUUCUGCCACCGAAUUUUGUUCGUACAAUCACGGAUAAGGAAGCUACCGAAGGCAAAAUGACGCGAUUCGAUUGUCGCGUAACUGGACGUCCCUAUCCCGAAGUUACCUGGUACAUAAACGGCCAACAAGUCGCCAAUGACAUGACUCACAAAAUCCUUGUGAAUGAAUCUGGUAACAAUUCGUUGAUGAUCACAAACGUGAAUCGCGCCGACGCUGGCGUAGUAACAUGCGUUGCUCGGAAUAAAGCUGGCGAGACUUCUUGUCAAUGCAACUUAAAUGUCAUUGAAAAGGAACAAGUAGUUGCGCCGAAAUUUGUCGAACGUUUUGUUACAACAGGCGUAAAAGAGGGAGAACCCGUGGUCUUUAUGGCACGCGCAGUCGGCACGCCCAUUCCACGUAUCACGUGGCAAAAGGAUGGCGUACCAAUAACGCCUGGCCCUGAAAUACGUAUAUCGAGCGAUGGUAACGGAGCUUCAACUUUGGAUAUCCCGUGCGCCAAAUUUUCAGAUGCAGCCUGGUACCAGUGUACAGCUCAAAAUGUAGCCGGCUCCACCGCAACUCGAGCACGGCUUUUCGUUGAGACGCCAAAAGGAACGACCCCGGAACCAAGACGCCUGAAUUUACCCCGACCAACGAAAAUCAUCGAACCAGAACCAGCGCCUGGCCCCGAAGUGAUUUACUUGAGACAUGUGGAACGCGCGAAACCCUAUUUGCCGCCCGCCGAAGAGGACAAAGUUUAUCCCCCGCCGUGUUUCAUUAUACCGCUAAAAGACGUUCAUCAGAUCGAAGGUGGACGAAUUCACUUCGAGGCCAGAAUCGAACCGGUGGGCGACCCCACUAUGAGGGUGGAGUGGUAUGUAAACGGCAGAGCACUCGAUGCGAGUUCCCGAGCAACUUCCGUCUUUCGCUUUGGUUUUAUCUCACUCGAUCUCAUUAGCAUCGUUCUUCAAGAUAGCGGCGAGUACUUGUGUCGCGUUGUAAGCUCGACGGGAGUCGCUGAAUCUCGAGCCACCCUCAGUGUAACACCACGUGCCACUAUUGAACAAGCAAGCCAAUACCCCGAUAGUCUCCAGUACAUUCAACAACUUGAGGAUUACAGCAAGUAUCAAAGACAAGAGAGCGCGGAGGAGACCUCUUCACAGCGGCCGGUUUUCAUCCGUCCGCUCCAGGAUCUUGGUGAGCUACAGGAAGGUCGUAACGCCCAUUUCGAGGCGCAAUUGACACCUGUUAGCGACCCCACCAUGAAAGUGGAGUGGUACAAGGAUGGAAAACCAAUCACAGCCAGUUCAAGAAUCACUAGCAUCUUUAACUUCGGAUACGUCUCACUCAAUAUAAUGCACCUACGGGCUGAAGAUGCAGGUUCUUACACUGUCAGAGCUGUGAACCGCUUGGGAGAGGCCAUCAGCUCCACGACUCUUCGUGUCUUUGCGCGAACAAGCGUUACAACAGACUUGGGUAUUCCCGAACAACUGAGAUACAUAGAGGCUGCCGAGGAAUUGGAAGCGUAUCAACAGGCGAUGCACCAAAAGUACGUGCAGGAACAGCCUGAACCGAGUAGCCCACCGGAAUUUAAAUCACCUAUUAAGGAUCAGAGCGGCAUUAGAGAAGGCGGAUUCGCUCAUUUUGAGGCGCGUCUCGAACCAAUCGGUGAUGCCGAUCUCCGUGUCGAGUGGCUGAAAGACGGACGACCCGUAGAAGCUAGUUCUCGGAUUACAACCUUCUUCAAUUUUGGUUACGUGGCGUUGACCAUCAAAUACGUAACGAUACACGAUGUUGGCGUGUACACUUGCCGAGCCUACAAUAGAGCCGGUGAGGCUCACACUACCGCUCAAUUGAGUGUGAUCAGCAAGAAUGAUGUUAUUUAUGACAGCCAGCAUCCUACUGGUCUCCAAAAAAUUCAGUCUCUCGAAGAUUCGAGUAGAUACUCGCGACAGGUUCAGGAAGAAACGCAGAUUACCCAGGCACCACGAUUCCUGGGUAAUCUUAAAGGUACUAAUAAGAUCGUAGAAGGUCAACGGGCGCACUUUGAAGCACGUGUCGAACCUCAAAGUGAUCUGAGUAUGAAGAUCGAGUGGUACCACAAUGGUAAACCCAUUACUGCCGCUAAUAGAAUCCAGACGUAUCACGACUUCGGAUACGUUUCCAUUGAUAUCCUUCAGGUUCGCUCUGAAGACACUGGCACAUACACCGUUGUGGCAAGAAACGCCCGUGGAGAAGCUCGUUUAUCCGCCACCAUGACUGUAGAGACACGUUCGAGCGUAGAUACCAGCAGCAUGCAUCGCGGCACUUAUGAGAAGACUCAACGUUUAGAAGAAUCCAAGUUUGUCGAGCCGCAAUAUCAUAUCGAAGAGAUCUCCAAAUCAAAACCAAUUUUUAUCCAGCCGUUGAGUGAUCCUAAGCCAGUUAGCGAGGGGAAAAAUAUUCACUUAGAGUGUCGUCUGGAACCGAUGGGCGAUCCUACGAUGAGAGUUGAAUGGUUCCAAAACGGACGUCCGGUCACAGUCGGCUCCAGAUUCAGAACUUACUAUGAUUUCGGAUUCGUCGCACUCGAUAUAGUACACGCUACCGUUUACGAUUCUGGUGAAUAUACAGUCAGAGCUACUAAUCAUCUGGGUACCGCGCAUACUUCAGCUUGCGUCAGAGUUAUCGGAAGAUCUGACAUCGUCACCGAAACGCAAAAUGAACAAUCGCUUGAGCAAAUACAAAUGUUGGAAGAUUCAUCAAGGUAUCGCAAAAUUCAACAGGAGGAAGUCACUGUGAUGCAAGCACCUCAGUUCACUCGACCUCUACACAAUAUUGAGACGGUAGAACUAACCAACGUUCAUCUCGAAUGUCGUCUUCAGCCAAUUGGCGAUGCGACCAUGAAAGUCGAUUGGUUCGUUAAUGGUAGACCUGUCAAAACUGGUCAUCGAUUCAGACCAUCUUAUGAAUUUGAUUACGUGGCUCUAGACAUUCUUGGCGUUUAUCCUGAAGACUCUGGUGUAUAUACCUGUCAAGCUAGAAAUCAGCUCGGCGAAGCGGUUACUUCGUGCUCUGUAAGAGUACACGCCAAGAAGGAUUUACUUCUAGAGUCUCAACAUCCCGAAGGAUUGGAAAGAAUACAAUACUUGGAAGAUGCUUCACGAUACAAAAGGCAUGAACUAGUGGAUGAAGUCGUCAAUGUAAAGCCGAAAUUUAUUACAAAACCGAAAAACCAAGAAAAUCUUCGAGAAGGACAACAUGCUCAUUUCGAGUGCAAACUGGAGCCGGUAACGGAUCCGAAUUUGAAAGUCGAGUGGUUUAAGAAUGGUCGUCCAGUAACGAUAGGACACCGCUUCCGUCCAAUUCAUGAUUUUGGUUACGUUGCAUUGGAUGUAAUUGAUUUGAUUGCUGAGGAUUCUGGGACAUAUACUUGUCGUGCUGUUAAUCUGGUAGGAAGUGACGAAGUACUCUGUACUUUAACGUGUCGCUCAAGCGCACAAAUAUUAACGGACACGCAAAAUGAGCUUGGACUUGAGCAAAUUCACUAUCUUGAGGAUAAAUCCAAAUAUCAUAGACAAGAAGUUAUUGAAGAAACUACCACUCAGGCGCCUAUUUUCACAACUUCAUUGAAUAAUGUCGAGAUAAAAGAGGGCCAGCGAGCACAUUUUGAAUGUAGACUAAUUCCGGUAUCCGACGCAACAAUGAAAAUCGAAUGGUUCCAUAAUAAUAAACCAGUAAAAGCGGGCUCGAGAUUCGUCGAGACAAACAGCUUUGGUUUCGUCGCUCUCGAUAUUAUGUACGCGUACCCCGAAGAUUCUGGGACAUAUACGUGCAGAGCUAAAAAUAUUAUUGGCGAAGCUAUCACUUCUGCAACCGCCAUCGUUCACUCUAAAAAAUCAAUCUACACAGAGACUCAGAGUGAAGAAACUCUUCAACGUCUUCGCUCGUUGGAGGACACCUCUCGUUAUCAACGUAAAACUGCAACCGAGGAAAUUAUUACGCAAGCUCCGGUCUUUACGAUGCCAAUAAAAGAUCUCCGUGUUGCUGAGAAUCAGGCAGCACAUUUCGAGGCACGUGUUAUCCCAGUUGGAGAUCCUAAACUCAAGGUGGAAUGGCUACGUAACGGAGUUCCUAUUUCAGCCUCAAAUCGUGUAACGACCAUGCACGAUUUUGGAUACGUCGCCUUGAAUAUGAAGUACGUCAAUCCCGAAGAUUCAGGCACUUAUACAUGUCGUGCUAUAAACGAACUUGGAGAAGCAGUUACUUCAGCAACAUUGUUCGUUCAAUCCAAGGCAGCCUUGCAGUUCGAAUCGCAACAUGAGAGCGCUUUGUCGAAACUUCAAGCCCUGGAGGAUACCACAAAAUAUCAACGUCGUGAGGAGGAGGAGAUCCUGAUAAAAGACAAGCCAUCCUUUACGGUUCAACUGAACGGACCUACCAGUCUAGCCGAAGGACAAAGCGCACAUUAUGAGUGCCGCAUAGAACCUUAUCCCGAUCCCAACAUGAAGGUGGAAUGGUUUCACAAUGGCAAACCACUAUCCACCGGUCACAGAUACAGAACUACCUGUGACUUUGGAUUCGCAUCGUUGGAUGUAUUGACCGUAUAUGCCGAGGAUUCGGGCACGUAUACUUGUCAAGCCACCAAUAAAUUGGGAUCGGCGAGGAGCUCGAUUAAUCUUAAUGUGAAGUCUCGAGCAUCAAUUAUUCACGAUACCCAACAUGAGAGCGCAUUGAAAAAGAUACAAUACCUCGAAGAUGAUUCAAGAUAUAAACGAGUGAUCGAAGAAGAUACGAUCAUCGUCGGAUCAUUCACAGGAGUCAAUGUAGCUUCGAGAUGGGCACUUUUGCCUUCUGGAAGGUGUUCAAUAUUCUUCAAUGGUCGUCCGAAAGUUGGCUUCUCCGCGAUGAUCGUUGAAUGGUUUAGAGAUGGACGUCCUAUUCCUCAAGGACAUAAAUUUAAGACAACCUACGAUUUCGGAUAUGUCGCUCUCGAUAUUCUUUAUGCUUAUCCUGAAGAUUCGGGUACUUAUAUGUGCAAAGCAAGAAACGCUGCUGGCGAAGCAGUCACUACUUGCGUGAUCAGCGUAGAUUCAAAACAAGGCUUAUAUCUCGAUACAUUGGAUGCACAACGUUUGCAAAAGAUUCGAGAAUUGGAAACUGUCGAAGUCAAAGAAGAGAUCGAAAAAGAGGUUAUUCAUCAAAAACCUGUGUUCUUAACACCAUUGAACAAUCUGGAUCAUCUCAAGGAAGGCGAGCAUGCUCAUCUGGAAUGCCGUGUAGAGCCGAUUAACGACCCGAAUUUAAAAAUUGAAUGGUUUGUCAAUGGCGUUGCGAUUAAAACUGGUCAUCGCUUCCGUACAACGCAUGAUUUUGGCUAUGUGGCUCUUGAUAUUCUUUAUACCUAUCCUGAAGAUUCCGGUACUUACAUGUGUAAAGCAACCAAUCUGGCUGGCGAAGCAGUUAACACUUGUACUAUCAAAGUCAGCUCGCGACGGAGUAUUCUUUUGGAUACCCAACAUCCGGAUGGUCUGGAAAAGAUUCGAGAAUUAGAGGCCCAGGGUCAUCCUGCACGAUUGGAAAUCGAGGAACCGCCAGUAACACCACCGAGAUUUGUCACUGAGCUUAGGGGCACAACCGAAGUAUACGAGGGGCAAACAGCUCACUUCGAGUGCCAAGUAGAGCCUUUGCAUGACGCAAAUCUAAGAAUCGAAUUCUUCCACAAUGGUAAACCAUUACCAUCGGCAGCGCGUUUCCACGUGACUUUCGAUUUCGGCUAUGUGGCUCUGGACAUUGGUCAUGCCGUACCCGAAGAUGCAGGACAAUAUUCAGUGCGGGCGAUUAACGCGUUGGGACAAUGCGUAUCAUCUAUCGAGCUUAAAGUAAUUCCACGAGAUAGCAUUAUUAUGGAUUCUCAACGGCCCGAAGGAAUGGACAAAAUCCGAGAGCUCGAGGCCCAACAGCCAUGGAAAAGACCGGAUAUUCCAGAGCCUCAAACACGACAGCGGCCAGUCUUCACUCAACCAUUGCAAAAUAUUGAUAGCAUUGCCGAGGGUCACACCGCACAUUUCGAAUGUAGACUCAUACCCGUGGGUGAUCCUAUGCUUAAAGUGGAAUGGUUCAGAAACGAAGUGCCCCUUGAGACAAGUUCGCGGAUAACAAAGGUGCACGACUUUGGCUAUGUAUCUCUGGAUAUCGCUCACGUGCGUGACGAAGAUGAAGGUGUUUACAUGUGCCGGGCGUCUAAUCCAUUGGGUGAAGCGGUUACCACAGCUUCAAUGAAGAUUAAAACUAAGGCGAGCAUACAGUUAGAUACUCAGCAUCCGGAGGCGCAACGUAGAAUCGCUCAGCUGGAAGCCAAGGAAGCUGGACGACCCGAGGAGCCGGAAAAGAUUUUUGAUAAACCAAUUUUCACGCAGUUGCUAACUGGGCCAACUGAACUUUGGGAAGGACAAAUGGCUAGAUACGAAUGCAGAGUCGUUCCUGUCGGCGACGCGAGUUUAAGAUUCGAAUGGUAUAUGAACGGAGUCGAAUUAAAAAUGGGUUCACGCUUCCAUGUAAGUCACGAUUUCGGAUACGUAACGUUAGAUAUUCUAAAAGUUAUUCCCGAAGACUCUGGAGUAUAUACUUGCAAAGCGAUUAACAAUGCGGGAGAGGCGAUAUCGUCAAUUUCCCUGAAAGUAAAAGCACGUUCAGCUAUCAGUUCCGACAGCAUACAAACGGACGCGUGGCAGAAAAUUCAAUUGAAGGAAGCCGAAAUGAAUAAAGUGCCGGAAAUGUUUGUCGACACAACGCCGCAGCAAGCACCAGUUUUCACCAAGCAUCUCGAAAGCUUCGACAAGCUGAUAGAGGGUCAACGUGUCUAUUUGGAAGCUCAAGUGGAGCCGCGGGCGGAUCCGAAUUUAAGAGUGGAAUGGUUCAAGAAUGGUGUAUCACUCCAGACUGGGACGAGGCUUCGUAGUACGUUUGAUUUCGGUCUGGUAACGUUGUCGAUCAACGGGCUAAGACCCGACGAUUCGGCAAUUUACACAUGCAAAGCAACUAAUCUUUUGGGAGAAGCCGUGUCAACUUGUAGCUUGAAAAUUGCCGAUCGUCACUGGUUAUUGGGAGAUACCUUGCAUCCUGACGCUCUGCCGAAAAUCGAUGCUUUGGAGCAGCCUCAGAUAAUCUCUACCGAGCAACCGGAACCUACUUAUGAAGAACCGGUUUUCAUUACUCAUUUAAAUAACGUAGAAUGCAUCGAAGGUGAUAACGCUCACUUUGAAUGCAAUGUAGAACCGUCGAAAGAUCCAACUAUGAAGAUUGAAUGGUUCUUGAACAAUAAACCCUUGCCGACCGGUGCGAGAUUUAAGAGCACCUAUGAUUUUGGCUACGUGGCUCUGGACUUGACUCACGCUUAUGAAGAAGAUUCUGGCGUGAUUACCGUUAAAGCCACAAAUUCAAAAGGAAGUGCACAGACAUCUGGUACCUUGAAAUGCACCAGCAAGCAAAAUAUUUAUCUUCAAACGCAACAUCCACAAGGAGAAAUCGGACUUGAGAAAGUAAAAGAAGCCGAAGAUGCUUACCUAUCGAAAUACAAAAAACCGGAAGAAGCUCCUGAGCAUGAAUAUCCUAAACCGAUCUGGACGGUGCCUCUUGGGCCUGAGUUUAAACUAGGAGAGUCCGAACCGUUACAUCUAGAGGGACAAGUCGAGCCAAAGGAUGAUCCGAAUUUAAGGAUCGAUUGGUAUUUCAAUGGGAAACCUUUAGAACAUGGUUCACGUUUCAAAAUGACUAGCGAUUUUGGAUUUGUCACUUUGGACUUGACGGACGUUUACGAGCGUGACUCUGGUAUUUACACUUGCAAGGCCUAUAACAAAGCGGGCGAAGCUUUUACUUCGACGACAAUUUAUUGUUCCACAAAAGAAAAUAUCAUUGAAAAGUCGCAGCAUCCCAAAGGCAAGGAAGGUCUCGAAGCGAUCCAAGAUCUGGAGGAAUCUUUGAAACGGCAAGAAGGAGUUCCCCUAGGAGACGAAGAAGGUCAACCACCGAUGUUUACAUCACAAUUUGAGAAUUUGACCAAUCUGUCGGAAGGAGAGAUCGCUCACUUCGAAGCAUCUCUCAUCCCUACUGGUGAUCAAACUAUGGUGGUUGAAUGGUUCUAUAAUGGCAAAUCUUUAGAAGCUAGUCACCGCACGAGAACCGUUUACGCUUUCGGCAUGGUUGUCCUCGAAGUUCUCGGCACUAAAAUAGAAGAUUCGGGUACUUAUACUUGUAGAGCCACCAACAAAUGGGGUAAAGCAGAAAUUAGCGUGCAACUAGAAUGCAUCGACAAGUCCAAGGGACAGAAACCUAAAUUCACGACGCAGAUUCAAUCCUUGGAGGGUUUAAAGGAUGGUCAAUCGGCUCACUUUGAGUGUACUCUGAUCCCAGUGGGUGAUCCUCAUAUGAAAGUCGAGUGGUUCCACAAUGGAAAGCCUCUACGGCACUCGUCACGUUUCAAGAUGGUCUCUGAUUUUGGCUUCGUAGUUAUGGAUAUUGCCGGCGUGAUGUCUCACGACAGCGGAGAAUACGUUUGCAAAGCUAGCAAUAAAUAUGGCGAAGAUUAUACAAAAGCCACGAUCAAGUGCUUCGGCAAAAGCGGAGUUUACUUAGAUUCUCUGCAGCCGGACUCGCUCGCUAGAAUUCGAGAGCUCGAAAGUUAUACCGGAGAGCAAGUAACUACACCUACGGCUCCCGUCGCUGAACCACCGAAAUUCAUUACGCAGAUCGCUGACAUUACGAAGCUGGUAGAAGGGCAGUCCGCACAUUUCGAGGCCAGACUGACCCCGGUGACUGAUCCUGACUUGAAAGUCGAGUGGUAUUACAAUGGCAAGAAACUUCCUCACGGCCAUCGAUACCGCACCUUCCAUGACUUUGGUAUUGUUAUCUUGGACAUCCUCUAUUGUUACGAAGAGAAUUCCGGAAUUUACGAAUGUAAGGCCGUUAACAAGUAUGGCGAAGAUUCUACAAGAGCAACGCUCAAAUGUUUCUCCAAAGCUAAUCUCGUUUUGGAAUCGCAACUUCCUAAGGGCAUGGAAGGCGGCCUAGAGAAAAUCCAAAAUCUCGAAGACUCGAUGAUAGUCGAGUGGUUUUGGAAUGGUAAACCAUUGCGAACAGGAUCUCGCUUCCGGACUUUUUGCGAUUUUGGUUUUGCCAUUUUAGAAAUCUCUCCUAUCUACCCUGAAGACUCUGGCGAAUAUAGUUGUAGAGCGACAAAUGAUUACGGCGAGGCAGUGACGACCUGCACGAUGAAGUGUACAGGCAAACGUAGUAUUAUUUUGGAAUCUCAGUUACCCAAAGGUAUGGAGAGUACGAUUGAUAAAAUCGCUGAGUUGGAAGGUCUUGGGGCAGUUUCGGGUCAGAUCAGUCCCGAGGAUGACACUGGUAGACCGCCAGAAUUUAUCACGACUCCUUCCGACUUAACUCUGGCCGAAAACUCUCUUGCUCACUUCGAAUGCCGGCUACAGCCGAUUAACGAUUCCAGCAUGAGAGUCGAAUGGUUCCACAACGGCAAGCCUCUUCUCGCCGGUAGUAGAGUCAAGACGAUUCAUGACUUUGGUUUCGUCAUUCUAGAAGUUGCAAAUUGCUAUCAACGCGAUUCCGGCUUAUAUACCUGUAAAGCCACAAAUCGUCAUGGCGAAGCCACAGUAUCGUGCAAGCUUCAAAUUCGCGGGCGUCAAGGUAUAAUCCUGGAGCCUCAAUUACCGAGUAAUUUUAAAACCGGCACAGAAAGUAUUCAGAAAUUGGAAGAGUCCCUAUAUAAGAAAGACGAGAUCUUGGCGGAGGAAGAAACGCCGAAUCCACCGAGAUUUAUUGUCGAACUUAAAGAUAUCGAAGUCGAGGAAGCUGGACCGAGUCACUUCGAUUGUAGAGUCGAGCCUGUGGGUGAUCCUACUAUGCGUAUCGAUUGGUUCCACAAUGGACGACCCUUCGCGACAGGCUCUCGUGUUCAUCAAAUUAACGAUUUUGGAUUUAUAUCAUUGGAUAUGUCGUACACGUAUGCACGAGACAGCGGCGAAUACGUCUGCAGAGCUACUAACAAGUGGGGCACUGCUACGACCAAGGCCACCAUUACUUGCAAAUCUAAGAAAACGAUAGACUUUGACUCUCAAUUGCCAAUGGGAAUGAGCGGCGAAAAGCUAAAAGAGCUGGAGCGAGGACCGGUCUCUCAAGCUCCCGCGGAAGAAGCACCGCGACAACCGCCUCGUUUCAUCACGCAAAUCCAAUCAACAACUGUCGACGAAGGUGAACCGGUCAGAUUCGAAUGCCGUGUAGAGCCUAAAGAGGAUCCGAAUCUACGCAUCGAGUGGUACAGAAAUGGUAAAUUGAUACCUGCUGGGCACAGAUAUAGAACGGUUUACGAUAUGGGAUUUGUGUCGAUGGACAUUUUAUAUGUCUAUCCCGAGGAUUCUGGUGAAUACGUUUGCAAAGCCAUCAACGACCUUGGAGAAGAUAACACUCGAGCUGCCGUAUCUUGCAAGAAAUUACCGAGCAUCAUUCUGCAAAAUCAAGUACCAAAAGGUAUGAAAAAAUCCGAGGCCUUGAUGCAAAUGGAAGCGACAAUUAAAAAGUAUACUUCGGAAAUUCAUUUAACUGAAGACGAUCUAUAUGAUGCGGAUAAGAAGCAACCACCUCGUUUCGUCACGCAGAUUCAAGAUCAGACCGAUCUUAUUGAAAUGAAUAGUACCAAGUUCGAAUGCCAAUUGGCGCCCGUGGGUGAUCCAAAUAUGAAGGUCGAAUGGUUCUUUAACGGGAAACCAUUGCCCCAUAAAAAUCGAUUUACGCCUAUUUAUGACUUUGGCUAUGUAGCUAUGAACUUUGGUUGGGUCUAUCCAGAAGAUAGUGGCGAGUAUCUAUGUCGAGCUACAAAUCUUUAUGGAAUGGACGAGACUAGAGCUAUAAUCAAAACUGCGGGAAAACCAGGAAUUAUCUACGAGUCUCAACUUCCAAAAGGCAUGAAGAGCAUCGAGAAAAUUAGAGAAAUGGAAGCAGCAUGGCAAAUUGUACCCGAAGAGGAAGGUGAAGAAGAAAAAGUACGCUCGGCGCCUGUUUUCGUGAGCAAACCAGAACCGGUAACGGUCGAAGAAGGUGAUUGGUCUAGAUUCUGUUGUCGAGUCACUGGACACCCAAGGCCUCGAGUUAUGUGGGUAAUCAAUGGACAUACGGUAGUUAAUGGAUCCCGCUAUAAACUAACAUACGACGGCAUGUAUCAUUUGGAUAUACCAAAGACCAGACAAUACGAUCAUGGUAAGGUGGAAGUGAUUGCAAGGAGCUCCGUUGGCGAAGCACACACGGAAACGACUCUAACGGUCAAGCAGCGAAGCGACGACUACCGUGGUGUAUUGAAAAAUUCACCAAGACCGUGGUACGAUUAUGGGCUAACACAAUAUCAGUCCGAGCGGCAAGACACAGAAUUGGAGCGUGCAUUCGACGAACGUCAUCAAAGCGUUUCUCAAGGAAUCGAAAUUGCCACAGAACAUCUUGGUACUAAAGUUAUCAAAGAGCCUGAGACCGAGUGGCAGAAAUCCGUCAAGAGCAAAAAGAAGGAAGGUUAUUACAAUAAACUGAUGAAUCUCGAAGAAGAACAAAUGCUUAAAGAGACCAGAUUAAGGGAAGCUUCGCAUCAAUUCGCUAUUCCCGGCGACAAAGUUGUCGCACAUUCCUUAGCAAAAGGAAUGGCCCAAAAGUAUGAGGAAAGCUUAGAGGAGCAACCUCAGCAAGAACAACCACCGAUACAACCACCUCCGAAAUAUGUGAAAAAACCGUUUGUUACCGAGGUGGAUAUAGACACAGAACGAGUUAAGGCCACAGGAAAAUAUCCUCCGGAACCGUCCGAAUCCACAGUUCAUGGUCGCGAAGUUCAUGUUGCUAAACAAAAACAAACACAAAAGGAAGUUAAGGGUGACGUAGAAAUAACGAGAAAAAUUACUGCAACAGAGACUACAGAAGUAGAACACAAAGCAAAGACGCAAGAACGCAUGGUGCAAGGUCAAGUCAAACCUGCCAAACCGCCUGUUUUCACGAAGAAGAUUCAACCUUGUAGAGCAUUUGAGCAGGAACAGGCCAAAUUUGAGGUUGAAUUCGAUGGCGAUCCACUACCGACCAUCAAGUGGUACCGCGAAGAUUUUCCUAUACAAAACUCAGCCGACCUUCAAAUUUAUACCUUCAGCACCAAAUCGGUGUUAAUUAUCAGACAAGUUUUUAUGGAAGAUUCUGGUGUCUUUUCCGUAAUCGCUGAAAAUAGAGGAGGAAAAGCCAAAUGUAGCGCCAAUUUAGUCGUAGAGGAACGUAGAAGGCAGCCUGGACGAGGUGGCGCGGUACCACCCAGUUUCUUAUCCACGAUCCAAUCUGUUUCUGUUGCUACUGGACAACUCGCCAGAUUCGACGCCAAAAUUACCGGCACUAAACCUCUGGAUGUUUAUUGGCUCAAGAACGGCAAAAAGAUAACAGCGGAUAUCCGUUACAAGACUUUGGAAGAAGAUAAUAUUUAUACACUUUUGAUCCUGGAAACAGUACCAGAGGACACUGGCAAAUACGAAUGUGUUGCGAUUAACAGUGCCGGAGAGGCACGUUGCGAAGCGGAAUGCACUGUUCGCGGACCUCAAUCUCCAACAAAGGUCGCGAAACCUACAACGCCAACGGUAGAAAAAGCACCAACUGUUCUAGAGCCAUUAAGAGAUCAAACCAUUAAGGAAGGAACUUCCGUCGCUUUCGCCUGUAGGAUCACAGGAAAACCUGUUCCUACUAUACAAUGGAAGAAAGCUGAUAAGGUCAUCAAACCAUCAAGGUACUUUCAAAUGCAAAAAGAAGGUGAUUUCUGUACUCUGAAGAUUUCUGAAGCCUUUCCCGAAGACGAAGGUGUUUAUAAAUGCAUCGCUAAAAACCCGGCUGGUGAGAUCACGACGUCUGCCAAUCUAAGAGUUCUCGCGCCCGACACAGCUGAUAUCCUGCCAAAAUUGACACCUUUGAAGGAUCAGAUAGUGGUAGAAGGACAGCCAGCUCAAUUUAAAACUCAAGUGAGUCCGGCAAAGCCUAAACCAACGAUUCAGUGGUAUCGAGAGGGUGCCUUGAUCCCACAAUCACCAGACUUCCAGAUGAUUCACGAAGGCAACAAUGCGGUGCUACUGAUAGCAACCACCUACGAGGAGGAUACUGGCAUCUUCACUUGUCGCGCUACAACUUCAGCCGGUACCGUAGAAACGUCCGCCAAACUCAUCGUCAAAAGUAAGAACUGAAUCAAAGAUAUAGAUUCGAUUGCUAACACGACACGCGAUUGUUCUUAUAUUAUAUACAUCUCCGAGAAUUGCCGGGGACGAACGUAUACUCGAGACAGUGGCAUGACAAAUUAAUUAACAUUAACAAGUCAAUAAUAUUAGUGGAUUAAUGUAAGUCUAUUAAAUCUUGGAAAAGGUAAUAUUAACUCUUUUAGUCUAUACUGCCUAUUAGUAUAUAUGUCUUACAUAUUGAUUAAAUUUCAAUUAUCACGUAACUCUUUAUCUUUGGAUAUCUGCAUAAGCGUAACAGCUUGAUGAAAGAAUUACAAAUUAUUAUAGUUUUCGAACAAAUUAGUUCUUUGUUCUUCAAUAGCAAUAAUACAGCAAAACGGAUAUAAAACUGAUGUUGAUGUGGAGUGAUCAUUGAACUUAAGAAUUCUUCCAAUACAUAAUUGACCAUUGCUAAUGUAUACACCAAUUUCCGUCUAACGUGUUCAUUGCGACUAACGUCUUUACAUCGUCUCAAGUAGAGCCGUCUCCGCGCAGCGCGAUUCGCAAUCCGUAAAUAGCUACUCGUAUUUUUACUUUUGUGCUUUAUUGUUGCUUUCCUUGAAAUAACGUAACAUACCGACCUGUCUUGCUAGAUUUCUCAACUUCCAUCUCAAACAAAUCUCCUCUAAUAAAAAAUAUCGUGCGCGCCCGGGGAGUUUGUACUAACUUAUCAUAUUUUGCGAAUAGCUGAGCGAGUGAAACGAGAAGUAAUUAAUAAUAAUAGGUUGUUGAGAGGCUGCAUUAUAAAAUUGCAAACUUUGCGUGAAAAAAAUAUCUCAAGACAUAUCAAGUAUAUGAAGAUCGCAAAAAUGAUGCCGAAAUUAAGGUGCUGCAAAAUUAAAAUAAGAGUUGAAAUUUGUAAUGAAAUUUGUAAUAAAAUUUGUAAUGAAAUCGAUCGGAAAAAAGUGUGAAGCAUUUUUUAAAGAUCAGCAUAGAAUAGACGAAUGAUAGAAUGUAGUUAUUCCACCUGUACCAUCAAUAUUUAUAUUUGCAUCUCAGGACAAUGUAAUAUCCGCAGCCUUUUCGCAAAGAAUACUCUACAAACUUUGUAAAUAGGUAAUAGCAUCAAAAAUGUGGAAUUUUUUGCGCGAUAUUAAUCUGCAAUAACAUAAUAAUGGAUAAAAAAGAAGAAUAGCGGUGCGAACUGCGUUGAGUACGUACGUAACUCGUUUACUCGUUCGCUGUAUAGUUUUGAUGUUUAUUAUAAAAAAGUAUAUACCGUAAAAAAAAUAUACAUAUAUAUAUAUUUACCUACACACAUUACACAAUUUUCUGACUAUAUAUGUAUGCUCACACUUUACAAUUUUAUAUAUAUAUAUAUAUA
This is a messenger RNA of Temnothorax curvispinosus, 16090 nucleotides long. RefSeq names its product titin. The record is from RefSeq and is a predicted model, not a curated record. The coding region runs from base 343 to 14736 and encodes 4797 amino acids. Lineage: Eukaryota; Metazoa; Arthropoda; Insecta; Hymenoptera; Formicidae. The transcript is spliced from 39 exons.